AUGGCACGAGCGAGAACCAACUCGACAGCGCCGCGACGACUUGAGCCUGACGACAGCUUUCGGACUGCCCCAAUCACCGCCCACGACGGCGACGACUGCGGCUGCGCCCAGGGCUGCACCGGCGGCGACGGCUGCAACCGGCUGCCCCACAACAUCAUCAUCGCCCGUAUCCUAGACUCGGGUAAACUAUCGAGGAAUUACGCUAUGAGAGACGCCAGUAUGCAGCUAGUUAUCAGAGGCGCUACUCCUGAGAGUGCAAUGUCAGGCCCGUCAGCGAUAUACCAGUUGCGGCGUUUGACUGCUCGCGAUAAGCCCCGGAGCUACUGUGCGCUCGUUGUCAUCGUUGCCACCCAGCAACUGAGCCUCCCUCUGGCCUCGCGCUUCGGGAGGUGCACCUCGUGCUCGUGCAAGAACUGCAAGUGCAAGCCGGGAGAGUGCAAGUGCUAG
Vanrija pseudolonga is the source of this 447-nucleotide messenger RNA. RefSeq lists its product as uncharacterized. Bases 1 to 447 code for a protein of 148 amino acids. The transcript has 4 exons. NCBI's taxonomy places the organism in Eukaryota, Fungi, Basidiomycota, Tremellomycetes, Trichosporonales, Trichosporonaceae. The record is from RefSeq and is a predicted model, not a curated record.